Molecule: messenger RNA, 296 nt
Organism: Staurois parvus
Lineage: Eukaryota; Metazoa; Chordata; Amphibia; Anura; Ranidae
Source: the annotation of a GenBank genome assembly
CACACCUCCGCCCCCCACUCUAUGUAUUUAACCCCUUGCCUACCGGGCACUUAUACCCCCUUCCUGCCCAGGCCAAUUUCCAGCUUUCAGUGCUAUCACACUUUGACAAUUACGCGGUCAUGCAAACACUGUACCCAUAUGACAUUUUUAUCAUUUUUUUGUGACAGCUUUAUUUUGGUGGUAUUUAAUCACCUCUGGGUUUUUUAUUUUGUCUUAAACCAAAAAAACACUGAAAAUUAAAAAAAAAAAAACAAAAACCUUUUUUCUUAGUUUUUGUUAUAAAAUUUUGUAAAUAA